Messenger RNA from Dentiscutata erythropus, 170 nucleotides. The record is from the annotation of a GenBank genome assembly. Lineage: Eukaryota; Fungi; Glomeromycota; Glomeromycetes; Diversisporales; Gigasporaceae.
GCUUCAAAAUCUUUUAGGUUAUCUUGAAGCUCAUAUUCGCUCUUAUUUUUAUACCUUUGAAAACGGACUUAAAUUUGGAAUUAUGAACGAUACAGUGGACUUACUAGAAUGGAGAAGAAAAGGUUAUGAAAAUGAUUGUGUAGAAUGGUUUAAAAAUAUUAAUUACGAUU